AUGGGAAUUAUGCUCGGUGUCAUCCUGAUUGUAUGGUCUGGAUUAACUGCAGCUUUCGGCCUUUAUCUUCAAUCUCGAUGCGCGCGAUAUCUCGAACGAGGAACGGCCUCUUUCUUUGCCCUAUCGCAAAUCACCUAUCCCAACGCCGCGGUUAUCUUCGAUGCUGCAAUUGCGAUCAAGUGUUUUGGAGUUGGCGUAUCAUACAUGAUUAUUAUUGGGGACCUCAUGCCUGGUGUAGUGUUGGGCUUUUUGAGCAAUGCCAAUAGCGCUCCGUAUCUGGUUGAUCGUAACUUUUGGAUCACUGCGUUUAUGCUCAUUAUUAUCCCCCUCAGCUUCCUGCGGAGGUUGGACUCGCUAAAGUACACCAGCAUUGUUGCCCUGGUUUCUAUUGGAUAUCUUAUUGUGUUGGUGAUUUAUCACUUCGCAUCUGAUAAACAUGCCGAUCCAGGAAGUAUCAGAGUGAUUCAAUGGGGUGGAGCUGUCGAGACAUUGAGCGCUCUACCCGUUGUGGUCUUUGCUUAUACUUGCCACCAAAACAUGUUCUCUAUCCUGAACGAACUAAAGGACAACUCCCCUAGGAGUGUUGUUGGCGUUGUCGGUUCCAGCAUUGGCUCUGCCGCCUCCAUAUACAUUGUCGUGGCUAUCACUGGAUACCUUACUUUUGGAAAUGCCGUUGUUGGCAACAUUGUGUCUAUGUAUCCUACUGGAGCUGCUUCAACAAUUGGAAAGGCCGCCAUUGUUGUCCUCGUCACGUUCUCGGUCCCGUUGCAAGUGCAUCCUUGCCGAGCUUCAUUAGAUGCCGUCCUAAAAUGGCGACCAAACCGCAACUCGUCAAACAAUGGCCGAACUGCGGCGCCUCUCCUACCUACAGCUCCAGCUGGAGAUCACGGGAGCACUGCCCCAAUGUCCGACUUUCGUUUCGCAGUCAUCACCACUUUUAUCCUGACUUUUGCUUAUAUGACUGCUCUUUCAGUCACCAGUCUUGAUCGUGUCCUGGCCUUUGUUGGCAGUACAGGAUCGACUUCUAUCAGCUUCAUUCUUCCUGGCCUCUUCUACUACAAGAUCAGUAACCCGGAUAGCACCUACCAUCAACGAUUGGUCAAGGAAGAUGACGAUAUCGAUGGAGAUUCUUCCACUUCUGAUGUGGAAGACUCUGCUGCUCUGGCGCAGAGCACAACUAGCGUUCGCAGUGGUGUAAGCCUCGCUAGCAACGCAAGCACACACAGCAACCGAAACUCCUGGCGAUGGCGCCGUAAGUGGCGAUGGGACCUUGAACAUAUUGAACACCAUCACCUACGCAGAAUGGCACUUGGUCUCGCAAUAUAUGGAGCCGUUGUCAUGUCUGUGUGUCUUGCACUCAACAUUUUCUUUAUUGUCACUCAUUAA
Molecule: messenger RNA, 1386 nt
Organism: Fusarium coffeatum
Lineage: Eukaryota; Fungi; Ascomycota; Sordariomycetes; Hypocreales; Nectriaceae
Exons: 3
Coding region: 1-1386 (461 amino acids)
Biological process (GO): amino acid transmembrane transport
Cellular component (GO): fungal-type vacuole membrane
Molecular function (GO): L-lysine transmembrane transporter activity; L-arginine transmembrane transporter activity; L-serine transmembrane transporter activity
Source: RefSeq, a predicted model, not a curated record